GCUAGUGGGGAUCUGAAUAUUCUCUAAAAAAACCUCGUCGUGUCAGACUCGUGUAACCAUAAUAUUCAUUAUUCACAAUUAUACAUUAAACCGUCGUGUUUUAUUCUCAAUCAUUGUAAUAAAAUUAUUCAAUUUAUAAAUAUUGAACACAAUUGUAACAAUGAUUAACAGAUCAAUUGUGAUAGGAUUGAUCAUUGUCGUCAUCCAGAUGAUGACUAUGAUAGAAAGUAAAGAUAUGAAAAAACGUCAAGCACUUGAAAUUGUCUCAACUGGUAUCAACCAAUUUUCCAUGGAACUUUACGAGAGACUCGUGUCAGAUGGUAAUAAAAAUAAUAUGAUAUUUUCACCGUUAAGUGUAUGGAUGGUUUUGUCAAUGGCAUCACUUGGAUCUCAGGGAAAAACAAAAUCUCAAUUGACAAAUGUUCUACAUCUAAAUGAUGACAAAAAAAUACAAAAUAUUGGAGCUAAAACACUUGUUGAAAAACUAAACGCUUUAAAUAAUGUUGAAUUAAAAAUUAUAAAUAAAGUAUUUUUGGAUAAAAAUUUGGAGCUUAAAAAAGAUUAUAAAAAUAUAACAAAAUCAAUUUUUAAAUCAACUGUUGAUAAAAUUGAUUUUUCAAAUUCAAUUAAUGCAACAAACAUUAUCAACAAGUGGAUUCAAGAAAAUACUAAAUCACGUAUCCAAGAAAUCAUUGGUUCUGAUGAAUUAAGCAAGGAUACCAGUUUGAUACUGGUAAAUGCUGUGUACUUUAAAGGCCAAUGGAAAAAUAAAUUCGACAAUUCAUCAACUAAUUCUGAGCCUUUUUAUCUUGAUGAUGGUGAAAUUAAAAAUGUAUCAAUGAUGCAUACUGAAGGAAAUUUUAAAAUUGGAUAUUUACCAGAAGCUGAUGCUGAAUUUAUUGAACUUCCUUAUGCAAGUGAUAACAACAGUAAUGCCAUGAGUAUGAUCGUGAUGAUUCCAAAAAAUAAUACAAAUUUAGGACUUAUUGAAAGAUCUCUGAAAAAUAUAAAAAUAUCACGUUUAUUAUCUGGCAAAAUGACUGAAAUUUCAUUGUCAUUGCCAAAAUUUACAAUUGAAUCAAAAGUUAAUUUAGUAGCACCACUUAUGGACCUGGGUUUAACUGAUAUGUUUGAUGAAUCAGCUAAUUUUAGUGACAUUGUUAAUGCACCUGUUAAAGUAAGCAAAGUUGUGCAAAAAGCAUUUAUUGAAGUUAAUGAAGAAGGCAGUGAAGCAUCAGCAGCAACUGAAUUUGAAAUUGAAAAUAGAUUUGGACAAGAAUACAUACCACCGUAUGUUAUCAAAAUAAAUCAUCCAUUUAUGAUGAUUAUUAUUAAAAAAAAAUUACAAAUUUUUACAGCAAGAAUUUUUGAUCCAGCAAUUAAUACAGAAAAAAAAAAUAAUUAAAAUACAAAAAAAUACUGGAGAAUAAAUCUCUUUAUUAAAUGGCUCAUGUUUUUUUUUCUAAAAGUACAAAAAUUUUAUUUAAAAUUAUUGUCUGAAAAAUAAUAAAAAAAAAAAAAAUAAUAAUAAGAAAGUUUUUCAUUUACAAACUAAUAUCUUGAUGAUAAAAAAAUGUUAAAUGAUAGUUUACUUUGUAAUAACAAAAAGUAAAAAAGAAAAAAAAAAUGAAUAAACUAUUUAAUAUUUAAAUCAA
Aphidius gifuensis is the source of this 1655-nucleotide messenger RNA. RefSeq names its product ovalbumin-related protein X-like. The record is from RefSeq and is a predicted model, not a curated record. Bases 161 to 1405 code for a protein of 414 amino acids. The transcript has 7 exons. Gene Ontology annotation, molecular function: serine-type endopeptidase inhibitor activity. Lineage: Eukaryota; Metazoa; Arthropoda; Insecta; Hymenoptera; Braconidae.